AUGUUCGCAGUUACCCCGAACUUCAGGCGACGCAGAUCAUUUUGCUGUGGGCUUCUGUCUGAUUCGAUAGUGGGACGGUUGGUGAUGAUAACAUCCUUUCGUUCAACGCAACUCAGUGACCCACCCAUAGCUGUAUCCACGCGCGCAAGUUUCUCCGCUAAUUCCAGAACCUCGCCCAAUUUCUGUGGUGGGUGUAACCUGAGCUCGUUUGAUAGACGGUGUAUGUACUCUUUCCAUCAACUGUUCCAAACUACGUUUCUCCUGUACCUGUCGAUUCUCGUUCGCGAACACGCGCUCACCAAGGUGUUUCAGAUCAAAAAUGAUAGCUCUCAGGUUCUC
Molecule: messenger RNA, 339 nt
Organism: Dicrocoelium dendriticum
Lineage: Eukaryota; Metazoa; Platyhelminthes; Trematoda; Plagiorchiida; Dicrocoeliidae
Source: the annotation of a GenBank genome assembly